This is a messenger RNA of Eptesicus fuscus (big brown bat), 1653 nucleotides long. It is a transcript of the gene DNAJC7, whose product is annotated as DnaJ heat shock protein family (Hsp40) member C7. Gene Ontology annotation, molecular function: protein binding. The record is from RefSeq and is a predicted model, not a curated record. The transcript is spliced from 14 exons. The coding region runs from base 158 to 1642 and encodes 494 amino acids. NCBI's taxonomy places the organism in Eukaryota, Metazoa, Chordata, Mammalia, Chiroptera, Vespertilionidae.
GGGCGCGAGGCCGCUCUGGCCCCAAGCGGAGCCUCUCGCUGGUAGACGGGCCCGAGGGAGCCUCUCUGGGCACAGCGCCGCUGCGCGACUCGAUGCUCCGACCGGAAGUGCUCUUCACCGCCGGCCUCCCACCCGGCUCUCUGGUCUAGGCGGUAAGAUGGCGGCUACCGCGGAGUGCGAUGUGGUAAUGGCGGCGACCGAGCCCGAGCUGCCCGACGAAGAAGGAGCGAAGAGGGAAGCAGAGUCUUUCAAGGAACAAGGAAAUGCAUACUAUGCCAAGAAAGAUUACAAUGAAGCUUAUAACUAUUAUACAAAAGCCAUAGACAUGUGUCCUAAAAAUGCUAGCUAUUACGGGAAUCGAGCAGCCACCUUGAUGAUGCUUGGAAGGUUCCGGGAUGCUCUUGGAGAUGCACAGCAGUCAGUGAGGUUGGAUGACAGUUUCGUCCGGGGACAUCUACGAGAAGGCAAAUGCCACCUAUCUUUAGGGAAUGCCAUGGCAGCCUGUCGCAGUUUCCAGAGAGCCCUAGAAUUGGAUCACAAAAAUGCUCAGGCACAACAGGAGUUCAAGAAUGCUAAUGCAGUCAUAGAAUAUGAGAAAAUAGCAGAAACGGAUUUUGAGAAGCGGGAUUUUCGGAAGGUGGUUUUCUGCAUGGAUCGUGCACUAGAAUUUGCUCCUGCUUGCCAUCGCUUCAAAAUCCUCAAAGCAGAAUGUUUAGCAAUGCUGGGUCGUUAUCCAGAAGCACAGUCUGUGGCUAGUGACAUUUUACGCAUGGAUUCCACCAAUGCAGAUGCUCUGUAUGUCCGAGGUCUUUGCCUUUAUUAUGAAGAUUGUAUUGAGAAGGCGGUUCAGUUUUUUGUACAGGCUCUCAGGAUGGCUCCUGACCAUGAGAAGGCCUGUGUUGCUUGCAGAAAUGCCAAAGCACUGAAAGCAAAGAAAGAAGAUGGAAAUAAAGCCUUUAAAGACGGAAAUUACAAGCUAGCAUAUGAACUGUACACAGAAGCCCUGGGGAUAGACCCCAACAAUAUAAAAACAAAUGCUAAACUCUACUGUAAUCGGGGUACGGUUAAUUCCAAGCUUAGGAAACUAGAUGAUGCAAUAGAAGACUGCACAAGUGCAGUGAAGCUCGAUGACACUUACAUAAAAGCCUACUUGAGAAGAGCUCAGUGUUACAUGGACACAGAACAGUAUGAAGAAGCAGUGCGGGACUAUGAAAAAGUGUAUCAGACGGAGAAAACAAAAGAACACAAACAACUCCUUAAAAAUGCACAGAUGGAACUAAAGAAGAGUAAGAGGAAAGAUUACUACAAGAUUCUGGGAGUGGACAAGAAUGCCUCUGAGGAUGAGAUCAAGAAAGCUUAUCGGAAACGGGCCUUGAUGCACCAUCCAGAUCGGCACAGUGGAGCCAGUGCCGAAGUUCAGAAGGAGGAGGAGAAAAAGUUCAAGGAAGUUGGAGAAGCUUUUACCAUCCUCUCUGAUCCCAAGAAAAAGACUCGCUAUGACAGUGGACAGGACCUGGAUGAGGAGGGCAUGAAUAUGGGUGAUUUUGAUGCAAACAAUAUCUUCAAGGCAUUCUUCGGAGGGCCUGGGGGCUUCAGCUUUGAAGCAUCUGGUCCCGGGAAUUUCUUCUUUCAAUUUGGCUAAUGAAAGGAAAC